Molecule: messenger RNA, 478 nt
Organism: Drosophila santomea
Lineage: Eukaryota; Metazoa; Arthropoda; Insecta; Diptera; Drosophilidae
Product: serine palmitoyltransferase small subunit B
Exons: 2
Coding region: 64-318 (84 amino acids)
Source: RefSeq, a predicted model, not a curated record
UAUGUUUUUUGUUUACAACUUUAUUUCCUGCGACGCGAAUUUAUUGGACUUUAGUCAUACAAAAUGCUGAAUUUAAAACAAUUGGCCAGCCACGCCUACCGCCAGUACGAACUGGUGACGUGCGUCAAUAUGCUUGAGCCCUGGGAGAAGAAGCUGAUCAAUGGAUUCUUUCUGGUUAUGCUGUUCCUGGUGCUCUUCUCCAGCUUUAUGUAUCUGCCAAACUACAUGCAAACCCUGAUGCAGUUCGUCACGCCGCCCAACUGGCGCAAUUCCCCGGACAAUGCCGCCUAUGUGGCACAAAAGAUGGCACGGAGCUGAGCUCCACACUACCCAUAUCACGUACAAGUGCAUCCGGUACACGCAUACUCCCUAUAGAAAGACAACUAUGAUUUAAAGCUUAUGAUAUUAUUGUGAUUUACGUCGACUGGUCUAAGAUCUGUAAAUAUUGAACUGUGCCAAGAAAUAACCGCUUAACCCA